CUGUUCUCUUUCUUAAGUCAUUCGAAACACUGUCCCUGCGAGUUCUUUAAGUUCCCUGCAAUCUGUACACAAGAGAAAGAGGGAGAGAGAGAGGGAGAGAGACAGAGAGAGCAGGGAUCAGGUAAAGGAGUGGGGCUGCUGCAGCCAUUCAGACCUCAGGAGCUGGAAAAUUGCCAAGGAUGCAGAAGGAAAUGAAGAUGAUCAAAGAUGAGGAUGUGCAUUUCAACUUGGCUGUGAAGAAGACCCCCUCCUUUCCCCACUGCCUGCAGCCAGUGGCUUCUCGGGGAAAGGCUCCCCAAAGGCACCCCUUCCCAGAAGCUCUCCGAGGGCCAUUUUCCCAGUUUCGGUAUGAACCUCCUCCAGGAGACCUAGAUGGGUUCCCCGGGGUCUUCGAAGGAGCAGGGUCUAGGAAACGGAAGAGCAUGCCCACAAAGAUGCCCUAUAACCUCCCUGCAGAAGAAGUCACCCUCGCCCUCCACUCAGAGGAGAACAAAAACCACGGCCUUUCCAACCUCCCUUUGCUGUUCUCGCAGCCCCCGCGCCCCAAGUAUGACUCUCAGAUGAUCGACCUGUGCAACGUGGGCUUCCAAUUCUACCGCAGCCUGGAACACUUUGGGGGCAAGCCCGUCAAGCAGGAACCCAUUAAGCCCAGCGCCGUGUGGCCCCAGCCAACACCCACUCCAUUCCUGCCCACGCCCUAUCCCUACUACCCCAAAGUCCACCCGGGCCUCAUGUUCCCCUUCUUCGUGCCCUCGUCCUCGCCCUUCCCCUUCAGCCGGCACACCUUCCUGCCCAAGCAGCCCCCGGAACCUCUGCUGCCCCGGAAAGCCGAGCCCCAGGAGAGCGAGGAGACCAAGCAGAAGGUGGAGAGGGUGGACGUGAACGUGCAGAUCGAUGACAGCUACUACGUGGACGUGGGCGGCUCGCAGAAGCGCUGGCAGUGCCCCACCUGCGAGAAGUCCUACACCUCCAAGUACAACCUGGUCACCCACAUCCUGGGCCACAGUGGGAUCAAGCCGCACGCGUGCACGCACUGCGGGAAGCUCUUCAAGCAGCUCAGCCACCUGCAUACCCACAUGCUGACCCACCAGGGCACGCGGCCCCACAAGUGCCAGGUGUGCCACAAGGCCUUCACCCAGACCAGCCACCUGAAGCGCCACAUGAUGCAGCACAGCGAGGUGAAGCCGCACAACUGCCGCGUGUGCGGCCGCGGCUUUGCCUACCCCAGCGAGCUCAAGGCCCACGAAGCCAAGCACGCCAGUGGGCGCGAGAACAUCUGUGUGGAGUGCGGCCUCGACUUCCCCACCUUGGCCCAGCUGAAGAGACACCUCACCACGCACCGGGGCCCCAUCCAGUACAACUGCUCCGAGUGUGACAAGACCUUCCAGUACCCGAGCCAGCUGCAGAACCACAUGAUGAAGCACAAGGACAUCCGGCCCUACAUCUGCUCAGAGUGCGGCAUGGAGUUUGUGCAGCCGCACCACCUCAAGCAGCACUCCCUCACCCACAAGGGUGUGAAGGAGCAUAAGUGUGGGAUUUGUGGGCGGGAGUUCACCCUGCUGGCCAACAUGAAGCGACACGUGCUGAUCCACACCAACAUCCGCGCCUACCAGUGUCACCUCUGCUACAAGAGCUUCGUGCAGAAGCAGACCCUCAAGGCACACAUGAUCGUCCACUCUGACGUGAAGCCUUUCAAAUGCAAGCUUUGUGGGAAGGAAUUCAACCGGAUGCACAACCUGAUGGGCCACAUGCACCUGCACUCAGACAGCAAACCCUUCAAGUGCCUCUAUUGCCCUAGCAAAUUCACCCUGAAGGGGAACCUGACACGCCACAUGAAAGUCAAGCAUGGAGUCAUGGAGCGGGGCCUUCAUUCCCAAGGUCUGGGAAGGGGGAGAAUCGCCCUGGCACAGACAGCCGGUGUCCUGAGGAGUCUGGAGCAGGAGGAGCCCUUUGACCUCUCUCAGAAGCGCCGGGCCAAGGUGCCGGUGUUCCAGUCAGACGGGGAGAGUGCCCAGGGCAGCCACUGCCACGAGGAGGAAGAGGAGGAUAACUGCUACGAGGUGGAGCCCUACAGCCCUGGCCUGGCCCCCCAGAGCCAGCAGCUCUGCACACCCGAGGAUCUGUCCACCAAGUCGGAGCACGCCCCCGAGGUGCUGGAGGAAGCCUGCAAGGAGGAGAAGGAGGAUGCAUCCAAGGGAGAAUGGGAGAAGAGGAGCAAGGGUGACCUUGGGGCAGAGGGCGGCCAGGAGAGAGACUGUGCCGGCAGAGAUGAGUGUCUCAGCCUCAGGGCUUUUCAGAGUACCCGGCGGGGCCCCUCUUUUUCUGAUUACUUAUACUUCAAGCACAGAGAUGAGAGUUUGAAAGAAUUACUGGAGAGGAAAAUGGAAAAACAAGCAGUGCUUUUAGGUAUCUAAGUGGACAGUUUUAAAAUUACAUUUGGAAAAUGAGAACGAGGCAGUUCAAAUAUAGCUUUCUGCAUGAACUGUCAUUUUCUGGAGACUGGCGAAUAGUACCAAUCUCUACAAAUGGCUUAGACUAAAUGAGCAGGGAUGUAGGUAAUGGAAAGCCUUCUCAGGUCAUUCACGGGGCCCUUGAUACCCUUCACACAUGUGCAGGGUCUUCAUCAGUGGCAUUUUAUGCAUUGCCAGUAUAAUAAACUGUGAGUAUUCUUCCAGAUAUCUAAUCGUAAGCUGAUGCUGAGGUGCUUUUAGAAAUUCCACUUUCCUUUGAUUCAUAUGCAAUACAUGGUAAAUUUCUAAUUGCAAAAAUAUGGUGCUUGAGGUGUCACCUUAUUAAUAACUAUUUAGGUGAAUUUGUGAAGGUUAUAAUAUUUUCCAGAUAGAUGAAAAUAUUAGUCGUCGUAUAUAUAAAAAUAGCCUUUAUUCUAUAACCAAAAAUGUCAGAAAUGGCACAGGAGGAUGAGCUAUUGAAGAGAAUGCUCUCGAGUAGUUGCUGCAGAUAUAAGGUAAAAUUUCAGGAGAAGAAUAAUUUUGACUAAGGGAAACUGGUGACCUAGAAUACUUAGAUUCUCUUUUUCUGUGUCGGCUGUCUUCAUCAGAUUGAGCAUUUGGAGCAUUAUUUUUCAGAUGAUAUGAUGAUGUUUGGGGCCCUGGCUCGUCAGACAAACCCUCACUUCUUGAGCACGGCUCCCUCCUGGAGACCAUUGCUGUCUUGCGCUGAGGCCUCAUGCCCCAUAAGACAGAUGCAGGGGCCAGGCGCAGAGGCUCACGCCUGUAAUCCCAGCACUUUGGGAGGCCGAGGCAGGCAGAUCACUUGAGGUCAGGAGUUUGAGACCAACCUGGCCAACGUGGCGAAACCCCUUCUCUAUUAAAAAUACAAAAAUUAGCCAGGCAUGAUGGCAGGACCCUGUAGUUCCAGCUACUCGGGAGGCUGAAGCAGGAGAAUCGCUUGAACCCAGGCGGUGGAGAUUGCAGUGAGCUGAGCUGAGAUCACGCCAUGCACUACAGCCUGGGUGACAGAGUGAGACUCUGCCUCAAAAAAAAAAGAACAGAUGCAGGAAGAGUUGUCACCAGUGACCAGGGGGCUUUCUCCUCAGAGCUAGAGCUGGGGGGGUAACCUCAGAGAAUUCUCCCAGAGAUCUAAGCUCUGACUUAGUUGGGGUACUAGAAUAGUUGACAUCAAAUCAUUAGGAAAGAAGACUCUGGACUGUGUUCUCAGUGCUGGCUGUACAUUAGAAGCAUCUGGGCCGGGCGCGGUGGCUCACGUCUGUAAUCCCAGCACUUUGGGAGGCCGAGGCGGGCGGAUCACGAGGUCAGGAGAUCGAGACCAUCCUGGCUAACAUGGUGAAACCCCGUCUCUACUAAAAAUACAAAAAAUUAGCCGGGCGUGGUGGCAGGCGCCUGUAGUCCCAGCUACGCGGGAGGCUGAGGCAGGAGAAUGGCGUGAACCCGGGAGGCGGAGCUUACAGUGAGCCGAGAUCGCGCCACUGCACUCCAGCCUGGGCGACAGAGCGAGACUCCGUCUCAAAAACAAAAAAAAAAAAAAAGAA
Messenger RNA from Gorilla gorilla gorilla (western lowland gorilla), 4009 nucleotides. RefSeq names its product zinc finger protein 366 (gene ZNF366). Gene Ontology annotation, molecular function: DNA-binding transcription repressor activity, RNA polymerase II-specific; RNA polymerase II cis-regulatory region sequence-specific DNA binding. Gene Ontology annotation, biological process: regulation of cytokine production; regulation of immune system process; negative regulation of transcription by RNA polymerase II. The record is from RefSeq and is a predicted model, not a curated record. Gene Ontology annotation, cellular component: nucleoplasm. Bases 180 to 2414 code for a protein of 744 amino acids. The transcript is spliced from 5 exons. NCBI's taxonomy places the organism in Eukaryota, Metazoa, Chordata, Mammalia, Primates, Hominidae.